Scomber japonicus (chub mackerel) is the source of this 521-nucleotide messenger RNA. RefSeq names its product ribosomal protein S27 like (gene rps27l). Lineage: Eukaryota; Metazoa; Chordata; Actinopteri; Scombriformes; Scombridae. Gene Ontology annotation, molecular function: RNA binding; structural constituent of ribosome. The transcript has 4 exons. Gene Ontology annotation, cellular component: cytosolic small ribosomal subunit; ribosome. The record is from RefSeq and is a predicted model, not a curated record. Gene Ontology annotation, biological process: ribosomal small subunit assembly; translation. The coding region runs from base 42 to 296 and encodes 84 amino acids.
UAUCUGCCGACGCAUGCGCAAAAAAACCCUAGGACGGUGCAAUGCCUUUGGCUAAAGACUUCCUCCAUCCUGCCAUUGACCAUGAGAGAAGACAACACAAAAAGAAAAGACUUGUUCAGAGUCCUAACUCCUACUUUAUGGACGUGAAGUGCCCAGGUUGCUACAAGAUCACCACUGUGUUCAGCCAUGCUCAGACAGUGGUGCUGUGUGUGGGAUGCUCAACUGUGUUGUGCCAGCCAAAAGGAGGAAAGGCCAGAUUGACAGAAGGUUGCUCUUUCAGGAGGAAGCAACAUUAAAAAGGAUUACACACUCAAUCAUGUCUGUAAUUAAGUCAUGCUGUUGAUUAAUCAUUUAUCUUUUCCAUUGAUUUCAAUGUAGUUGUGCAUUCAGUAAAGACAGGUUCUGUCAUUGUACAGGUGUUCAAUUUUGAUAACAAAUUUAUAAAUUAGCUAGCAAACUUUAACAUCCUGAGUAUUAAAGAUUAAAGUGUCACUAACUCAAUAAAGAAAUCUGUUGGAGAA